AAAUGUUUUCAACAAAUAAAGACAUUAUUCUCUACUUUCAGUUUAGAAGAUCUGGAGACAAAAUAACUCCAACAAAAAAGCUGAUUGCUUGUACCAUUGGUCAUCAAACAGCAAAGUGUUCUGGUCUUGGUAGCUGUCCUGAAAACUGCAUUAUGUUUGCAGUUAAGAAACCUUGGAUAGACGGAGGAUACGAGGAUGGGAUACUCACUGACCCAUUUAUAAGGAAGCAUAUCACUGAUCUGAUCAACAGCUGGGAGAGUUUAAAGAAAAGUAAGUGUAAGAACUCGAAAGAAGCAGGAAAAACUAGACAAGAUUUCAAAAAAAAAAAAGAAGGAAAUAAGGUUUUCUGGAUUGCUAAACCAAAUAUCCAAGAUAUUCUUAAGAAGACUAGCCUUAAUAAGGACUCGUAUCGUACUGAUAUGAAACUUUUGAGAGAUCAAAAGGCCAGACGUAAAAUGACUCUGGGUAAAAAAGACAAGCUAUAUAACCGGAGAAUUGAGAAGAGAGAACAGAAAAGAUUGAAACAUCCACAGUUAGUGUUGAACAGUUUUCUCAGAGAGAUGAUUUGACUACAGAGCUUCAGUAUUCUUCUGAAACUAGUGAUACAAGUACCAGCAUGGACUCAGAUUGUUCUUUUGAUUUCGAACAGUCAGGUCCAAGUAAUGAUACGCCGCAGUUAGCCAAGAAUUUUGUACAAGAUAUUGCCAUGACUUCACUUUCCAAAAAUAUUUCCUCCAGAGAUUUGAUGCAUGUUUGUACAGAUUUGGUUGUUAGUUCAGGUGGAAACGUUGAAGAAUUUUUACUGUCUCAAUCAACUAUUUGGCGAGCACAAAAGAAAAUCAUCCAUCAAAAUACUGCACAGCACAAAAGGGAGGUUAAAAAAGCUGCUAAGAAAGCACUUUUCCUCAUAAUAGCUCACUUUGAUGGAAAAAUUAUAGAAGAUUUCACUAAUGGGAAAAAAAGAAAAAAGUGACAGGUUUGCUGUUUUAGCUAAUAUUGAUGGAGCAUGGAAUUGGAGCUGCUCAGUAUGAAGCUUUGAAUAAUGUACUGAAAGAUUAUGGAAUAUGUGAUGAUGUGUAGGGAUUUUGUUUUGACACAACUGCCUCAAAUACUGGAAGACAUUCAGGAACCAAUAUUAGGUUCAGUCAAAGACAGGAAUCUAUUUUGUUAGAGCUUGCCUGCAGGAGACAUAAAUAUGAGCUUCAUCUUAAACAUUUCUGGGAGCAAAUUACCUUAGGCAAAACAGCAGCUCCAGAAGAUUUAAUGUUUAAACGGUUUCAGACAAACUGGAAAGGCAUCAAGAAAACUGUUGAUCCUUCCAAUUUAAUAAGGUUUGAUAUCAAUUCCAUCAGCAAUACUUUCUUGGCUACCCAGAUUGAGGAAACUAUCCAGUUUUGCAAGGAUGCAUUAAACACUGACAUAUUUCCCAGAGGGGAUUAUAGGGAGUUAUUGGAACUUACCCUAAUGUAUCUGCAUCCUGAAAUAUUUUUUAAAGUUCGAGCUCCAGGCUGUGUUUCUCAUGCUAGGUUCAUGUCAAAAGCCAUUUACUACUUGAAGAUUCAGAUAUUGAGUACACAUCUGCCCUAUGAUUUGACUGUUUUGACCGGCGAGGACCUUUAAAGUCACGUCACAUUAAAAUUUUUGAGCUUGAAAUUAUUUUUAUAUUGGUAGUCAACCAUUCCCGGUAGGACCAACUUGUUUGCCAACCUCGUUUCUAUGUUUUAUGAUCAGACCUUUGUAUCAAA
Molecule: messenger RNA, 1745 nt
Organism: Hydra vulgaris (swiftwater hydra)
Lineage: Eukaryota; Metazoa; Cnidaria; Hydrozoa; Anthoathecata; Hydridae
Source: RefSeq, a predicted model, not a curated record